AUGUGGCGACUUCUACUGGUCGUUGCGUCCGCAGAGAUCCAGUUGCCUGUGGUGGACCUGGAAAAGAGUAAUUGGAAAGAACGCGCCGUGGAAGUCUUGCAGACCAAUGCAUCGUUUCUGCUGGUGAACCAUGGUCUGGGCAACAGCUCCAGUGGUCUCUGGAGCAAGGCCCUGAGUGCCUCGCGGCAGCUCUUCGCCUUGCCGGAGGAAUCCAAAGCGGAGGUGGCCGCAGGACCACCGACUGCAGAUGCACCUGUAGUCCGUGGCUACUUUGGCGUUGGUGCUGAGUCUGGGACACGUGCAAGUCGCUUUGAGUGCAAGGAGGGCAUCAGCCUCGCGGCCGGCGAGCGCUCUGUACGGCUGGCGCCCAAUCGACUUCCGAAAGACUUGCCGCCAGAGCAGCUGUCCCCACUGGAGACGAUGCCGGCACAGCUGCGUUUGUUGGCACUGCGCCUGGCUGAUGGUAUAGCAGACGUGGCGCAGCAGAGGAAGAUUUUGAUUCCGGAGGAUGCUGCUUUCCUGGCGGGUGGUGGAGAUGGUUUGGAAGCCUUCCGGGUGUUCCACUACUUGCCGACAGCGGACAGGUGUGCGGGUCGAGCACCAUCCACAGCAGAGCUGCUGUGGAGCUCAGACCACACAGAUUGGGGUUCUCUGACAAUUAUCGCCCAAGACAGUAGUGAUGGUGGCAUCGAGAUCUUUCAAGAUGGUGAAUAUCACCGUGUGAGAUCGCAAGAGGGGGCCCUCAUUGUGAAUGGUGGAGACUAUUUGGAGCUGGUUUCUCAUGGUGUCUUACCAUCUCCGCUGCAUCGGGUGCGGGAGUCCACCCCGACUUCUGGGCGAAGCUCGCUGGUCUACUUCCACUACCCAGUGGGUUCAUCACCCCUGCGGCCCAGCGAUGUGAAGAAGGCACAGGAGCGUCGAAGCGUGGCGCCAAAGCCAAAGGGACUGGUCUUCAACACAUUGACCGAUGGCUUGGAGACCCUGGAUGAGGUUAUUACCUACAAGAAGCAUUUGCAACGAAAAUGGAUGGGAGUUCGGGCCACCGGCCCAAAGACAGAGCUGUGA
Molecule: messenger RNA, 1065 nt
Organism: Cladocopium goreaui
Lineage: Eukaryota; Dinophyceae; Suessiales; Symbiodiniaceae
Source: the annotation of a GenBank genome assembly